AUGUUUGUUUCCCGGGGAGAAGUACCUAAAUUAGAAGUACAAUGGUCUCCUGUUCACAAAAAUAAAUUUAUUACCUGGGGACCUGACAUUCGAAUGUAUGAAGUUCUAAACAAUACUAUUUCUGAGAGUUCUAAAAAUAGUGAAACUCCAAAAGGUUUAGUUUUGUCUUCUAAUACAACAGCUAAUUUAUUAGCAACAAGUACAAAUCAUCGUUAUGUGAAAUGUAUUGAUAUUUAUCCAAAACCAGAUUCUGAAAUUAUGUUGGCUAUUGGACAUGCCAAUGGCAAAGUAACUUUUUGUACUUUUGGUUUAGCAACUGUAAAUAAUACAUUAGCCGGUCUUGAACUAGGACCAAAUUCACGUUUUUCUCGACAAUGUAAUGCAAUCUCAUGGAAUCCAGUUAAUUAUAAUUUGUUAGCUUGUGGUUUGGAUAAACAUCGUUCUGAUCAAUGCUUACAAAUAUGGGAUGUAGAAAAAAGUCCAUUAAUAAAUGCUGAAUUAUCUCCUGGGAAACCUUUUGUUGAAUAUGGAACAGGUGAAAUUGCCCAUUCUUUAGCUUGGUUUAAUUCAUCUCCUCAUGUCUUAGCAGUCAGUUUCAAUAGUAAAAAUAUUCGUUGUAUUGAUAUUAGAGAUGCAUCAAAGUCAACAAAUAUAACACAAACUCGUGCAGUAUUUGGUAUUGAUAUAGCAGUGUACAAUAAUAACCAUAUUGUUUCAUACAGUGAUAAUAGUAUAGUUUUAUGGGACUCAAGACAUUUAGAAAAACCUGUUGUAACUUUAACACAAAGUAAAAGUGUUCUUAAAGUUCUAUGGUGUCCAACUAGGCAUAAUUUAUUGGGUUCAUUACAAAAAGAUACUAUGGCUAUAAGUUUACAUGAUAUGCAACAAAGCAUGGAAGAAACUGAACCUUCAGCGUUAGAGAGAACUGUGCAUCCUGGACAAGGGAAUAUACAUUUAGCUUCAUUUUCAUGGCAUCCAACUCAUGAAAAUAGAUUACUAGCUAUUUCUCAAACAGGUGUUUUAAAUGACUACUGUGUAUUUGAAAGAAUGACUUUGAAUUGGUCUACUACAUCAAAUAUAGCUUGGACUUAUGGGCAGCAUAAUCUUAAGUUUAUAAGUGAUAAAGACUUAGUUUACUCUUCUUUCGAAGAUAUUUCAACUAUUAUAAAAAUGCGUGCAUUUUCACAAUAUGGGAUUAAAGAUUUUUCAGAAAACUCUAAACUUGUAGAUGAUCCUAUCAUAAAAAAUGUUUGGUCAUGGUUGGAUUUAAAUAGAAAGAUAACAAGAGCUGGUAUUGUACCAACAACUCCAGAUGUACCAUUUCCAGGAAUAAAAACUGUUCUAGGUUUAGAUUCUGGAACUCUUAUGCACAAGUCAGAAUUAAAACAUGUUCAAUGGGUUGAUAUCCAAGGCACAGUAAAAACUUAUCGGAGUUCAGCAAGGGAUAAUGCAUUAUUUUUAUGUGAUUGGGGUUUUGAUCGUAAUAACGCAUUACACAUAUCUAAUGUACUCAGAAAAUUAGAAAAUGAAAAUGCUUAUACUAGAGCAGCCUCAAUUGCAAUUUUUAAUUUGCGAAUGCGUGAUGCUAUUGAAACAUUAAAUAAAGGUGCAAAUCAACAACCACAUUUAAGUAUGAUAGCCAUGGCUUUAUCAGGUUAUAGUCCUGAUAAGUAUAGCAUGUGGCGUGAAUUAUGUUCAAGAACUAGAGAAAAAUUAACUGAUCCAUAUUUAAGAGCUGCAUUUGCUUUUCUAACAUCUGAAACGGAUUCACAUGAUGCUGUUCUAAAUGAAGUUGGUAUACCAUUAGAAGACAGAAUUGCAUUUGCUUCCAUUUUUUUGUCUGAUGUAAAAUUAACUGAAUAUAUUAAUACAAUUACAAAUAAGUUAUUAGAUCAAGGGAAUUUAACUGCAAUUUUUUUAACCGGGUCAUCUCCUGAUUUAGUACCUUUAUUACAAAGGUAUUUAGAUAGUACGGGAGAUAUACAAACAGUUAGUAUAUUAGUUUUGAAAAUAAUUCCAAGUGAAAUUGUACAUGAACAUCCGGUUAUGAUGAAUUGGAUCAAUAGUUACAGAGAAAUAUUAGACCAAUGGCGAAUGUGGCAUAUAAGAGCCAAAUUUGAUAUAGCUCUUAAGGCUGUAAAACCACCUCCUCAAAAUGUAUUUUUAUCUUGUAAUUACUGUGGAAAAAAUAUUUGCCCAGCAACUGAUGAGAAAGAGAAAGAAAAUGAUAAAGAAAUAAAAAUACACAGAAUGAAAGAGCAAACAGAAAAUGGAUCUAAUAGUUUUAAAUUUACGUCAUGUCCUAAUUGUCAAAGUCCAUUACCAAGAUGUGCACUCUGUCUUGCACAUUUAGGCACUGCUAGUGCUAAAGUUCCAAUAAGAAAAACAUCUAGCAAACAAUUAACAUCUAACAGCUCAUAUGUGGUUACUGGGCAAAGUGUAAAUAGUUUUUCUUAUUGGUUUUCAUGGUGUCCAACUUGUAAUCAUGGUGGUCAUUCUAAUCAUAUUAGUGACUGGUUUAAGAAUCAUUUGGAAUGUCCAGUCGCUGAUUGUGUUUGUCGAUGUUACUCUUUGGAUUCAACAAGUCGUUAUUGUUCUGUAUAGACUACGAUUUCAAUUAAAAAUAUUGGUAGCAAAUUUUAGGAGAAGCAAUAAUAUAUAAAUAAAAUAAAAAAUAUAUCAACA
Molecule: messenger RNA, 2685 nt
Organism: Sipha flava (yellow sugarcane aphid)
Lineage: Eukaryota; Metazoa; Arthropoda; Insecta; Hemiptera; Aphididae
Gene: mio
Product: GATOR complex protein MIOS
Exons: 16
Coding region: 1-2604 (867 amino acids)
Biological process (GO): cellular response to amino acid starvation; positive regulation of TORC1 signaling
Cellular component (GO): cytoplasm
Molecular function (GO): protein binding
Source: RefSeq, a predicted model, not a curated record